Haliotis rufescens (red abalone) is the source of this 6554-nucleotide messenger RNA. RefSeq names its product serine/threonine-protein kinase H1 homolog. The transcript has 2 exons. Gene Ontology annotation, molecular function: ATP binding; protein kinase activity. The record is from RefSeq and is a predicted model, not a curated record. Gene Ontology annotation, biological process: protein phosphorylation. Bases 354 to 1622 code for a protein of 422 amino acids. Lineage: Eukaryota; Metazoa; Mollusca; Gastropoda; Lepetellida; Haliotidae.
UUAUUCCAAUUAUUUCUCCGCUGUAUUUGUGUAAAAUACAGAUUACAUUAAAUCUGUGUGCGGUAUUACAAUAAGUAUAUACAAAGGCUUAAAAGGCGUAAAAGGACUUGCAAACAAAUCCCAAGCACAGGAAGGAGGACGCCAUAUAUUUGCUUCCGCUGGACUAUUUUCUUCAUGCGUCGUAAACAGGCGCACAGCGGCGUAUUCUUUAGAAGAGCGAACUAUGGAAGAUCCCAUGUGGAGCCGAAAUUAGGAUACAUUCUUCCGUUAUUUUCUCCUAAAUGCGGGUGGCUGUUCUCCUCCGAUGACACCGAGGGGAUGAAUUUGGACAAAGUCCUUUGUUUCGACACGCUAUGGGGUGCGUGAGUACUAAAUUAGCCCCGGAAACUCCACCGAAUGCCCACCUAGUGGAAACGGUACAAUAUGGGCAGGAGAAGAGCGGUCGCAGCGGACACCCACUCGUCAAAAACACCCUACAACUUCAGCAGUCGCCUAACCCCCGGGCUAACCAGGACGGGGCCCCUCGGGCGAAUAAAAAGGUGAAAAAAUACAGAGACAAGUUUGACCCUAGGGUAACGGCAAAAUACGACAUAAAAGCCCUAAUCGGUCGCGGAAGUUUCAGCCGUGUUGUUCGAGUCGAGCAUAGGGUAACCAAACAACCAUAUGCUAUCAAGAUGAUAGACCGAGUACAGGGAAAGGAAGUUUUCGAGUCUGAACUGAAUGUUUUGAGGCGGGUGAGACACAUGUACAUAAUACAAUUAGUGGAGGUGUUUGAAACCCCAGAGAAAGUGUACAUGGUGAUGGAAUUAGCCACUGGAGGCGAACUUUUCGAUAGGAUUAUUGCCAAGGGAAGUUUUACAGAGAGAGACGCAACUCGCGUUUUGAACAUGGUUCUUGAUGGUGUGAAAUAUUUACACGGUUUGGGUAUCUGCCACCGUGACUUAAAACCAGAAAAUUUGCUCUACUAUCAUCCUGGUCAUGACUCUAAAAUAAUGAUCACAGAUUUCGGACUCAGUGCGAUGAGAAAAGGUCCAGAAAACUACAUGAGGACUACUUGUGGAACUCCCGAAUAUAUUGCACCAGAAAUUUUGGCCCGAAAGCCCUACACAACUCAGGUUGACAUGUGGGCAAUGGGCGUGAUAACCUAUAUACUGCUUAGUGGAACCAUGCCUUUUGAUGAUGAGAAUCGAAGCAGGCUGUACAGACUCAUCCUAAAAGCCAAGUUCACCUAUCUUGGAGAGCAUUGGAAGGAUGUGUCUGCACUAGCCAAGGACUUCAUCAGCAAGCUUCUUGUUCUGGAUCCGGAUACUCGUGGCACUUCGGCACAGUGCUUGAAACACCCGUGGAUCACAACAAAUGCUGCCUCAUCAAGUAACAAGAAUCUCCAUCGCACAAUUAGCCAAAACCUGUUGCAUCGUCAGUCCCUGCAUGCCAAUAGUACAAGUGCCAAAUCGACAAAGUCCAACAAAAGUAACAAGUCCAACAAGUCGGCAAGGUCACUUCGGUCUGACCAUCGCCGUGUGCAGCCAGAAGAGAUUGAUGAACUUCACAAAGAUCCUGAAGUUCAGGCAGACAUUGCAUCAAUUGGCAGUCACCAUAGCAACUACAGCCAUCGAACGUAACUCCAAGUAUUGUCAGUUUCUUGACAUUAAAGCUGGGUUAUCAGUUUCAUUGCUACCUGGCUUAACUUUGAAUUGCCAUCUCAGGAGUUGUGUAUUUAUCAUGAGAAAUGUGUACAGAAUAUUGACUUUUCCCAAAACCAUCAUGCUACAAGUAUGCCUCUCUUGUGUGCGAGGACAUUUGUCGGCAGCUUCUAACGGCAUGUUGUCAGGCAAGUAGCAUGUGCCAGAUGUGACUGGACAGUCGGCUGCAAGGGCAAGGAUGUGAUUGGUCAGUAGAUGUGAUAUUGUACAGAAAACUUAUUUCAAAAAAUGGAUUUUGCUGAUUGUAACCUGUACACUAAGGUUUUUGAUCUACUUAUUUCCCACCGGGACAUCCCUGAUCUGUGUUGAGCCAACUGGGGAUGUGACUGGUACAGGCAGGACUCGGGAUGGAAUCAGUAGUAAUGUUCCACUGUCGUCUGAGUUAGGUUGCUGGCCAGCCUCUUCUCCUCUGAUUCCACUAACACAAUGGUUUCCUUUCUCAUAGGAUGUCAGCAUGACCAGACUUAACCAAUUUUCAUUUUGAAGGAAGAGAUCAUAUGGAAUAACUCCAGCAUAAUUAAUGAAGAUGUUUUCUUCUGACAACAAUUUUGAAUGAUAUUAAAGAGAUAUGAAUUAUGAAGAUUAAUUUAAUGUUUUUGGGUUAUGAUGGUUGUUCGGUUUCUGGUUGAAUAAUUGUUUGGAUUUGGAAGAAAUUGUAGUCCAGGAGAAACCAAGACAUGAGACAAGCAAGCACCUUUCGAGAAAGAUGGACAUCAUGCCGACUCACGCAGUUGGCAGUGGUGGCCGAAAUCUCAUCUUUCCUUGUGACGUUACACAUUGAUCCACAAUAUUGACAGUUUUACUGCUUGUGAAACUACUUGUCAAAGACUCUUUCAAGGCCUUGUGAUAUGAAAUUAUCUCUGUACUUGAGAUACACACCCAGGUGAUACAAGACAUCAUUAAAUACUCAGAUUUUUCCGGUAGAUGAUUGCUUUGAACAUGCUCAUGAGCCAUAAGCUUUAAAGAUGGACUGCUUUCCUGAAACUAUAUUUACUCAUUGAGAGUGAUCUUGUUUAAAAAGUAAUGCUUUACUUAAAGAAAGGGGUUUUAGUAUUUUGUUUUUUGUCCAUUCGGUACAAACUUUUUUGUAUGUUAUGACCAUGCUAAACUUUUUUCUGUUAAAAGUUGAAUACGAAUCUGAAAUUGAUAUCUGUCCACAUUUAUGUAAUGUUUUGUUAGGUCCGUGUUAUCAUGAUCUGAAGUAAUAAUGCUAAGAAUAUAUUGGAACAAUUAUCUGCACGAAAUCUGUUGGCUGAUCUGAUUGGUUAUUGUGUACAUUUUGCCCUGCUCAUGUGACCUUUUCAAACAUGCGUGCCACUACAUCUGUGUAAUACAUGUAUAUUGUCUUUAUUCAUCAGCACCAAUUUUGUUUAAUGUGAUCCAUUUCUACCUCUUGUAUGGUAUUAAUGUAUAUAUCAUGUAUGUCAGUAGAGCAAAUUAUCUCAUGUCAGCUCUUUCAAAACUAUAAUUGCUCCUCUUUUCAUGAAUACUUGUUUGAUGUUUUUGAUCUAGAAGGAAAUUGAUGUAUGUGAAACUUCUGUCAUCCAAACUGACUGGUUUGCUUCGUUCUAUCACACAGCAAUGCAUUAAAAGUGCCUUUUAAAAUUUGAUAAAACUCAUGCAGUUCUCUCUUAGUUUGUAAACUCACACUCAAUGUAAUUUCAUUUCUGGUAAAUAUGAUUGACAUAUUGAAAAGGAUUCUAACCGUCCAACUGUUGAAUUUGUUGUUCAUUAAGACAUGCAUGUCUGUGAGGAAAGGUUGUUGUGGAAUAAGAUUUUAUCUGGGUAGAACCAGGACACAGUGUUUUGUUGCUAUUUUAUGUUCUGCCUGGUUGCUGUGGUAACAGGCUGGACAUCAUGUACUUAAGUCUUUGUAGGUCUGAGUACAUUCUUUAGGCAUAGUGCUUGCAACAGCUGUUGAAUCAAAGUUGUUGAAAUUGGUAUUGUUUGUUAUUUCAUAGUGUUUUGGUGGGAAGCCAUUGUUAUUUCAAGAACUUCUUUCUUCUUAAUAACAUGAAGUGAUAUUUAUUUUUUUAGUACUUAGUGCUAAACUUUAAUGGGUUUAUUUCUAGUGCCAAUUCUCAAUGAACCGUCCAUUUUAGUUUGUAUUACAUUUAUUUAAUAUAUUUUUUAUGAAACAAUGUGUAGUUAAUUUUAUAGUUAUUUGUUAUUCCAAUGUGCCAUACAUCCUUAUUUUUGUGGUUUUUAUUCUCAUCAUCAAAUCUAAACUUUGCAGAGUACUUGGUCACUUUCUUUGAAUAAUUUGAUUUUCAUUUUAAUAAAAUUUUGUGUCAGUUUGAUCAAUUCUGUUGCUAGAACAUGUUCACUAUGUCAUGCAUAUUUCCUAAAGAAGGAACUUACUUCUAAAUAAUAAUAAAUUUAGAGUAAUAGUUUUUCAUACAGUUCUUUAAUUUGGCAAAGCUCUGUAGAUUCUAUUGAAAAGAAUUUGCUAAUGUACAUUUGCAUCAAGAACCUUUAAUGUCAUGCAUUUUUGUUCUCUAGUCACGGAUCUGUGAUGUCUCACACUUACAACUCUUGAGCAUAUUGAUCACAAAAGAUGAAACUCAACGAAUUUUUGUCCAUGUCUUUCACUUUGAAUAUUGGAAAUGUCCGACUACUUAAUAACUAACAUGAGCAGACACAAAUAUCUUUAUAGGGUUUUAAUGAUACACUUAGUAGGAUGAGAUACAUAUGUAUCGGGCCACGAUACAAUACAUGAUACAUACAAACUCAACACUUGCCAUCAUAGGAAGCCAUAUUUCAACUCUGAUGGGGUAGAUUAUAGUUCAUUCAGAACUCAUGUACAUGCUGUUGGAAUAGUAUGGGAGCCAUGUUCCAUCCUCAUGGGAAUCAACAUAGGUCCAACUCAGACACUUGAAGUAAGUCUUGAGUCUAGCAAAUUAUCAAUGGCUUGAGAACUUGUGAUUUUUGUCGGAAAAUAUUGCUUGAAAUAUUAUCGUGGCACAAAGUAUCGUGAUGCACUAAGCAUUGGUGAAUCAUUGCACCCCUGUAUCUGUUUCCUGAACAGUGGAUGGGAAACGAUGGGUAUACAUUAAAUGAAAGAGAAAACUACAGAUUGUUGAAAACUCAAUUGAUAUUUAUGCUCUCCGUCAAGAGAUGAGGUAAUAUUGUUGCUUAAAUUUUUGCUCUUAGCUCACAUUGUUAAUGUUGUUUGACCAUGUUUUGUACAUAUAUGUGUAUGUAAAUAGAACAUGUUGAUUGUCUGUCGUCACCUGUGCCUUCUGUGUCAAUCAGGCUAACAUUGUUCAUGAAGCAAACUGCAUUUCUCCACAGUCCACAUGGCCUCAUGCUAGUUCAAGGGUAACCAUGGUAACAUGCUUUGACAUUGUCAGUGGUGUAUGCCUCAAUACAAGGUGAUGUUGAUGGCCUAUAUUUUGUCAUUAUUGAUUUCAAUUUCUAAUUUAUAUUUUAACUUUGAUGGAGUUUUAUGUUCAGAAUAUGGAUGAUAUUAUUUACUUUUGGAGAAAUUGUAAAUACGAGAACUCUUUCAAUUUUUAAUAUCACUGGCAUUUUGUUUGAAGCAGUACAUAUGGCGGCCAUAUUGCUGGGGGUGGGCACAUGAGGGUAAAACAGGUCUGUGUUGUGCGAGGACAUUUCAUUGUUACUGUAUGAAGGAGUGCUCUCCCUUUCAUGUAUUGUAGGGUAAAAAUUGUAGUAAAAGAAAUGCAUACCAGUAUUUUAAAUUUUUGUGAAAAUUUAGAACUUGACUUUAUUUCUUUUGAAAAUUGGAAUUUGUUUGAAAUUCUUGCUGUAUAUAUUUAGGUGGGGAGGGAUGUUGGUUCUGACAGGGGUUGUGUUUGCACGAAGGAGGAGCACUUCUUUGUAAGAGUUGCCUGUGCAUUGUUAUCAAUAUCAAUUGUCAAUCAGAAAAGGUCUUCGAAAAUAUUUUCAACAGGUCACGUUUUGACCAUUCUGCACUAGUUAUCAGUUAAACAUUUAAACAGAUUUAUGUAGAACAAGCUGUUUUGUCAAAGGUCAUGCAUAUAAUUUAAACAUGAAAUAUAUAAUAAGUGAUGUGAUUUCAAAGAAAUGUAUGAAAUUGUAACUUGCAUUAGAAACUUUUAUCUUGGGCCUUCUGGAGAGCGUUUCCUUUUUUCUGAAAAUGUUUUGAAUUGUGCUAAGAAACAAAAAGUACACUAUGGAUUGUACUAUGUUGUGGAAUGAUGCUGUAUCAUUGACAAAUAAGCUUAUUCCACAAAUUUAGUGAUUUAAAGAUAUUUUGAUAAUGUCUUGCCGUCCGUCCAUCAGUUGCUGUAGUUAUAUUGUGUAUGAAAACUCGUAGAUAUUUAUAAAGCCAUUUGUCUCAGGAGCAAUGCACAUAAUGCAGAAUAACCUAAGGCUCAAAGAUUCUAGAUUUUUCCUCCGUGUAAUAUUUGUUACGUUUUGCUCGGUAAAAUUUUCCCAAUUAUCCAAUUGUUGGCAUAAUGCGGUUAAUAAGGAAGUGUUCUAUCAUGUCAAGCUCCCUGGAUUUGAUCAUAUAUUAUUUUUGCAUGUCUUGUCUGAACGCAAGAAAACAAAAAUGUACAGUACAUGCGUUAGGGUUGCACUAUCAAGGGUUUAAAUUGUCUCCCCUUAAUUGAAAAACAUUUAAGUGGUCUCAUGGGAAAAUAGUCACAAAUUGCUUCUUGAUGGGGGGAAUGAAAAAGAUGACUACUUGGGAACACUGUGUUUGUAUCUUUACGCAUAUUUAUCAAUGGUUUUAUACUUACAGACAAUAGGCCCUUCCUGUACUGUGAGGUUAGUCUAUGUAGUAGUGCAAUGUAGAUCCAAAUUUUGCUACGUUCAAUUUUGUAAAAUGUGUUAAGUUUAAUAAAAUCUGUAUAUCCUCUA